UUCACUUUCUUUUGACUAUAAAGGGUGAGUGGGUAUUUUUCGGUGAAACGUAUGAUAAAAACACGAUCUGAAACAGGUUAUGGCGACAGUCAGAGCUGAAUUCAGUCUGUGAUAAUUGAAGAGAUCAUCUGUCGAGUAAUUGGACCAGUUUAAAGGUGAAAUCAUGACAAGUUUAUUGGAGGAAAUAAGAAGCAUCAGCGAAGAUGCAGCUUGUACAUUGGAGCGUGCUGAUUGUUCCACUGACUCUGAAAUUAAGUUACUGACUCGAUUUGACCUAAAUGAACUUCUACCCGGAGCUGAACAAUUCCGAGUGAGAAAGAAGGUCUUUGAAAAAAUACAGAACACACCAAAGCCAGCUGAUGUCAUCGCAAAAGAACUGAAGAGUUUACUUGAAGAUGAAGAUUUCAGAGUUGCUCUCACUGGCAAUGGGGCACCUGCCGACAACCUAAAUACUCUGAAGGAGCUGAAAGGCCCCGUGACUCAAUUCCAGAAGUUCAUCGAUGACCAUAUUCGUCAACUAGAAAGAUUACAUGAAAAUAAAGACCAAGAACCGAUUGAAGACCAAUUGGAAGUCACCAAUGUACCAGAUUCUUUGUCAACUAUAAGUUCCUCAGGCGCCAGUUCCCAGUCUGGGCCCCGGACUGACGCCACUGGUCAUAAACAGAAAACACAUGAAACAGGUAUCCCGGACAAACCUCAUCAAACCACCGGCAAUGUGCAAACAUACACACUGGUCACUGUGAUGAACAAGACGAUCAUCACAGGCAAAACCUUGGAUGCACAUAAGGAUGUGCUAAAACAAGUUGAAAAACAUUUUGUUCAAGACAAGGAUUCAUUUCGGCUUCAGCUGGAAGAGAAGGAAGAUGUUAAUAAUUGUAAGAUCAUUAUUGUCUUCUGUCCAGUUGUUUCACGAGUUGGGACAGAUGUUGAGUCAGCCAUGCGUGUAGUUCCAGAUGACAAAGACGUCAUUCUAGUGCUGAUGCACCACGCACGUGAAGCCAAGGCCUCAUGGAAUCUGAGAACUUGGUCCAGGCCCAAACAUGUUGUGUUGGAUGUCAACGUUUUCUUCCAUGACACAGUGUGUGGCUUAUUGAACUGUGAAGAAAACAAUGUUGCUGUCUCUGAGAUUCAAAGAAAACUACUGGACUACGGCAGUAGUAGAGAGAAAAGACAAAUCAGUCCAAAUGUAUCAUCGAGAUCUUUCAGUAGUUUCUUUGGUAGUCUCCCUAGCUUGUUUCCAAAUCGGGCAGAUAAGUAAAGCAUGUAAUUGCUUUGGUUUUGACCAGUGACUUUUGUUGUAUAUGAUGAUCUCUUUCUAUAUUUCUCUAUCUCACAUCAGGUUUGUUGUCUAUACCUACUCCAGUAAUGUGUAACAAAGCCAUAAGAAUAAUUUUGAAAAGCAAGUCACAUUUGUUUAGGUCUCUGUGCUUGUGACAAUGUGCUGUGAAUAUACUCUUUUUGCAGAUGCUGUUCCUUCACUAGGCAUAAACUAUUUUUAUGGUGUUUCAUCUUUUUGAUUUUACAAAUCAAUGUAAUAAAAAGGUGAGUAGGCCUGUUUUUAAGAAAUAGUGCUAAUGGACAUGUACAAGGACAGGGGCUACAAAGGCCAGUAACCAAUGAGCAGUUGAAGUUUUUGUAUCGAUCACAUUGACUUUUAUUUACUGUUUUGUAAUUAAUAUGAUAGAUAAUGGAACUGCAGGAUGUAAUGAUAUAACCCUAACCCUUAUAUACUCUUACAUGAUGAGCUUUGAUUAAAUUUUGAUUGUG
Molecule: messenger RNA, 1767 nt
Organism: Sphaeramia orbicularis (orbiculate cardinalfish)
Lineage: Eukaryota; Metazoa; Chordata; Actinopteri; Kurtiformes; Apogonidae
Exons: 9
Coding region: 164-1258 (364 amino acids)
Source: RefSeq, a predicted model, not a curated record